UGGAAGUUGCAUUUCAAGGACAUUUAACAACUUGCCAAGAUGAGAGGGAAGUGUGAAUCAACGAGGGGGUAAACCAGCAUCCUGAGAGAUGUUUGCUAAUUUAAUCAGGGGUCUGUUGUAGCUUCGUCGUCGAGCUUUAGCCUUGCUAGCUACACAGUGCCGGAGAAAGAGAGGACAGUGUGUGCCUGUUAUACUCUGACCGUGUCGGGGUCUCUGACGGGGAGGAAAAAUGAAGUUCGCUCAGUUUCUGCUGAAAAAUGGCUCCGUUGCUGGGAUACCGAGACAAGUGGAUAGGUUUUCUAAGUUCUCCCCCUCUCCCUUGUCUAUGAAGCAAUUCAUUGACUUUGGCUCAGCCAAUGCAUGCGAGAAGACCUCGUUUGUGUUCCUGCGGCAGGAGCUUCCUGUCAGGCUCGCCAACAUUAUGAAGGAAAUUGAUUACCUCCCUGACAAGCUCCUCAACACUCCAUCCCUAAAGCUCCUCACAAGCUGGUAUUCUCAGAGUUUGUUGGAGCUUGUAGAUUUUUUAGAAAAAGAUCCGGACGAUAAGGAAGUCCUGACAAGCUUCACGCAGACCCUGGUGAACGUCCGAAACCGGCACAACAACGUGGUGCCCACCAUGGCUCAGGGCGUGGUGGAGUACAAGGACGCCUUUGGUGUGGACCCCGUCACCAACCAGAACGUCCAGUACUUCCUGGAUCGCUUCUACAUGAGCCGCAUCUCCACACGCAUGCUCAUGAACCAGCACACAUUAAUCUUUGAAGGCAGCGUGAACCCAGCCCAUCCUAAACACAUCGGCAGCAUUGACCCCAGCUGUGACGUUGUGGAAGUUGUUAAAGACGCCUAUGAGACGUCAAAGAUGCUGUGUGAGCAGUACUACCUGACCUCUCCUGAUAUGGAGAUUACAGAAGUGAACUCCAAAAACCCCGGUCAGCCUCUCCACAUCGUCUACGUGCCCUCCCAUCUCUACCACAUGCUGUUUGAGCUUUUUAAGAACGCCAUGAGAGCGACAGUGGAGACCCAUGAAACUAGCCCCACACUGCCUUCGAUCAAAGUGCGCGUCUCACUGGGCAGCGAGGACCUCACUAUCAAGAUGUCUGACAGAGGAGGCGGAGUCCCGAUGAGGAAGAUCGAGCGUCUGUUCAGCUACAUGUACUCCACGGCUCCCAGUCCGGUCCAUGUAGAUAACUCUCGCAAUGCACCACUGGCUGGUUUUGGCUACGGCCUCCCGAUCUCCCGUCUGUACGCCAAGUACUUCCAGGGAGACCUGCAGCUCUACUCCAUGGAGGGUUAUGGCACCUCAGCUGUCAUAUACUUAAAGGCCUUGUCGUCAGAGUCGGUGGAGAGACUUCCUGUUUUCAACAAGUCGGCCUUGCGGCAUUACCAGACCAGCACAGAGGCCGACGACUGGUGCAUGCCGAGUAAGGAUCCAAAAAAGCUGGGCAAGUACGACAGGUGAUGGUGGACUUGCGAAAAAAGAGCGGAUUAAGGAAGAGACGGUCCAUGCUGGAGGAAAUGAGUAACACUCGUAGUCUAAGCAAGAGAAGGCACUUACAGGACCUGGACUCGUGUUCCACAAUUCCUGCAUCAAAAUAAAAGUACUACUGCCAGCCUUCAGGCCAUUUAACCCAGCAAACGCUCACCACUGUUAAUACCAGUACACGCUUAUGAACUGAGCAUUCAUCUCUUUUUUUCCUCACACAUUACACUCUAGGUUCACGCUGAGAGGGGUUCACUGUGAAGAAGUGUACACGCUGUGUUUCUGUGUGUUUCUGUUUUCCUUCCAUACCUAUACGAUAUUAACACUGACAUUUGGUAAAUCAUAAUUCUGGGUAAGGUUUAGACAGCCAAAGCCAGCUAACGAGGGAUCACUGUGGUCAUGUCUGCAUGUCAGCCUUUCAUCAUUUCAUCACAUCAUCUACACGAAGAUAAAACAGCAGCAUUUAAAAGAUGAGAAGAAUCAGAGCUGUUUGGCAUCGCCUCCAUUAGAAAUUCUUGUUUUCUUUGAUAACAUAAUUGAACGAUCAAGUCUAUAUUUAGUCUUUAAUCUUCUUUGGUGUAAAAUUAAAUAUGAUCCUUGUGAAAGAGGAUUCUGCAUGUCAGUAAACUAUGUGUGCCUUAACCUUCAACAUGUACUGUAUAAGCUAAAGUUCCUUUCUAAGUUGGAUUUAAAAAAAUGUAUGGACACUUGUUGGCAUGCUAUGAUCUUCCACAGACUGAAAUGAGAGAAAGUGGACAGUUCUAACAGUAUUUAAUAUUAAUGUACUGUUAAUGAUUGCAUUUGAAUUGUAAUGACAUCCAAACUAACCUCGACCUGUACAACAAUAUUCCUCUGUUCAAAGUGAUGUCAACUCAAAUACACUCUAUUACUGUUUUUUUUUUUCCGAGUAGGUUUUAAGUUUGUAUUUAUGCAUUUCUUGUAUAUUAAAAGUUUUAAAGUGUGAAUUGUUGAAUGUCAAACUGUAAUCGAACACAAACACCACACAGAAAGUCAUAUGCACGCUGUUUUGAUCAAAUAGAUAUUGACUGAUUUGUGUGUGUAGCUAUUUCAUGAAUUCCAUGUUAUUGGGUUUUUGCCUUUGAGACGUUGUUGAGUCAACAAAUAACUCCCUCUUUUUAGGUCUCCGUGAUAUGUGAUUUGGUGAACUCUUAACAUUAUUUUUUGUAUGUAUAAACCUCGCUCAGCAGGCAGACUGUUUCUGUACCGAAGCUGUGGUUCACCAGUGAAAAGAGAAUGUAGAAAAUAAACAUUUCAUGACACUUCA
Labrus mixtus (cuckoo wrasse) is the source of this 2762-nucleotide messenger RNA. RefSeq names its product pyruvate dehydrogenase kinase, isozyme 4 (gene pdk4). Lineage: Eukaryota; Metazoa; Chordata; Actinopteri; Labriformes; Labridae. The coding region runs from base 230 to 1456 and encodes 408 amino acids. Gene Ontology annotation, molecular function: pyruvate dehydrogenase (acetyl-transferring) kinase activity. The transcript has 11 exons. The record is from RefSeq and is a predicted model, not a curated record. Gene Ontology annotation, biological process: regulation of glucose metabolic process; protein phosphorylation. Gene Ontology annotation, cellular component: mitochondrion.